CCUCCAUUGGAAGGAGAACCAUUUGUUGUUAUUUGUGCGGUCAUUUGUAGAAGACAAUGAAAAUAAAUAAAUAAACUGAAGAUUUCUAAGUUUAAACGAGCGUGGAGUGUAUAGCAGCAUUUGGGGGGAGUAGAAUGGAAACAAAUGAUUUGACGCAUUUAAAUGAAGACUAUAGGUUGGACAGCACUGACUUUGAAAACAUAAUGGCCAAUGAAAUUUUUCAACAACACAAUUUGUAUUUGGACCAAGACCAGGAGAUGGAUGAAAAUGAGCCCGACGAUGUUAUCAUUUUGCACAUGGAUAUCCGUGAGCCGCUGCGUACGUUGCAGAAACUGGCUGAGAAAAAAAUUGGCAUGAGUCUAAAGGAUUACAAAUUCUUCUUGCAAGACACACAGGAGUUGGAGCCGCAUAAAAAUCUGGUAGACCAAUGUGUUAAAGGUGAGGGACUUGUACAGAUAAACGUACAGAUACAAACAGCUGAGCAGCACAUAAAUAUUGUUGACGUACUGAAACCAACCGAGGCGGCUUUGGCUGCUUUGGCUGCUGAAGAAUCCAGCAAAAAUGCCGAAACCGGUGAAGAAUCCGAGGAGAAACCUUGUCUCAACUGGGUGCUGGACAAUAAAUUUAAAAAAGAACAAAUGCGUCUUAAAAUACCAGAAGAUCCUAACGAGUGGACAAUUGCACAAGUGAAACAUUGGUUUCAAUGGGCUGUAAGGCAAUUCGAAUUGAGCGGUGUCAACAUGAAUGACUGGCAUAUAACUGGACGGGAACUUUGCUCGUUAACGCAUGAAGAAUUCCGUCGAAAGCUGCCCAGAGAUCCGGGAAAUGUCUUUUGGACACAUUUGCAAUUGCUGAAGGAAUGUAAAUUCGUCUCAGUUGUACAUAAAGUAGUUGAAGAUCGUGGAUCUUCAGCCACCGGCGCAAAAGCAACAUCCAGUACUGGCGUUGGAUCGGCGGCGCCGAUUAAAGAAAUGAAAAUAAUGCGCAAAACUAGCUUAAGCGCAACAAAAACUUCCUGUAAGAAAUCACCGUUACCUGCGGAUACCUCACCUACGCACAACACACUCAGUAGCACUACAUCGGGCGGAGGUAGCAGUAUUGGCAAUAAUUAUAGUGUCGGUUCGGGUAACAAUGGUCAAGUGCAACUCUGGCAAUUUCUCCUCGAAAUACUUACCGAUCGUGAACAUCGAAACAUCAUACAAUGGGUUGGCGUCGAGGGGGAAUUCAAACUCAUCGACCCAGAGUGUGUGGCGCGUUUGUGGGGCAUCAAGAAGAACAAACCGGCUAUGAAUUAUGAAAAGCUAUCGCGUGCCUUGCGUUAUUACUACGAUGGCGAUAUGAUAUCAAAAGUGUCGGGCAAGCGUUUCGCCUAUAAGUUCGAUUGUGAUUUGAAACUGUUAAUUGGCUAUGAUGCAGCAGAGCUAGCGCAAUUGGUGAAUGAGCAAAGUUUUCUGAAUGAGUCGAUAUUUAUGAAACCGGAAACUUUGCAAGAUCAACUUAAGCAAUUGGCAGAGGAUGGGUGACAUGAGGGCGCAAGCGCCGAAUUUAGAGUGAAAACAGAGCCUGUUUGCACUUUAGAAAUCGAGCCUUACCUCGAUUAUGAGGAGGACGAUGACGAGGAUAAUUAAUCAAUGAAUUGCGUUUUAAUUUCUUAUUUACGUUUAUUUACCGAGACAAAAUAUUUUAUUUACAUUAUUGGUAUUCCAUCUAUGGCGUUCAUAACACACGAAAAAUAUAAUUUCACCACUUUAUUUAAAUUAUAA
Messenger RNA from Anastrepha obliqua, 1763 nucleotides. RefSeq names its product DNA-binding protein Ets97D (gene Ets97D). Gene Ontology annotation, molecular function: DNA-binding transcription factor activity, RNA polymerase II-specific; sequence-specific DNA binding. Lineage: Eukaryota; Metazoa; Arthropoda; Insecta; Diptera; Tephritidae. The record is from RefSeq and is a predicted model, not a curated record. The transcript has 7 exons. Gene Ontology annotation, biological process: cell differentiation; regulation of transcription by RNA polymerase II. Gene Ontology annotation, cellular component: nucleus. Bases 135 to 1523 code for a protein of 462 amino acids.